This is a messenger RNA of Dioscorea cayenensis subsp. rotundata (Guinea yam), 800 nucleotides long. RefSeq names its product superoxide dismutase [Cu-Zn] 2. Gene Ontology annotation, molecular function: copper ion binding; superoxide dismutase activity. The record is from RefSeq and is a predicted model, not a curated record. Gene Ontology annotation, biological process: removal of superoxide radicals. The transcript is spliced from 7 exons. Bases 62 to 568 code for a protein of 168 amino acids. NCBI's taxonomy places the organism in Eukaryota, Viridiplantae, Streptophyta, Magnoliopsida, Dioscoreales, Dioscoreaceae.
CAUUGCUUAUCGGGAUUCAAACCCACCGCCCCCACAAGCACUUCCUCUUUUUCAUCGAACAAUGCCCGCCGUAGCAUCAUCACCCCCGACGCUGAAGGGAAUUGCACUGAUCGCCGGAGGCGACUCCGAAAACAGCGCCGUCAGAGGCUCCCUCCAAUUCAUCCAGGACAACACCACUGGAUUUACUCAUGUUAUUGGGAAAAUCACUGGAUUGAAGCCUGGACCCCAUGGCUUCCACAUCCAUUGCUAUGGCGACACCACCAAUGGAUGCAAUUCUACUGGCCCUCAUUUUAAUCCACUGAAUAAGGCUCAUGGAGCUCCACAUGAUGACCAGCGCCAUGCUGGCGACCUGGGAAACAUAUUUGCCAACCAAGAUGGAAUGGCUGAAGUGAAUUUGAAAGAUUUGCAGAUUCCUCUUAGUGGGCCAAACUCAAUACUCGGAAGGGCUGUGGUGGUUCAUGCAGACCCUGAUGACCUAGGUAGAGGAGGCCAUGAACUCAGUAAAUCAACUGGGAACGCCGGUGCUCGAAUUGGAUGUGGAAUCAUUGGCCUCCGGCCAGCAAUUUGAACGUGAUCCGAUAUACAUACUUGAAUCAAGAAAUAGAGAGACUACGUUACUCUUUAUCUCCAGCAAUACUAAUUAUGAUGAUAUUUACUUGAAAUAAGGCCUGCUUUAAUAGCUGGAAAGUGUUUCCUUGUUUAUGGGUUUCUUUCCAAUUAUGGUGCCUGCUUACAUUAGUUUAUUUCUUGUUCAAUGUACUUGAAUUUCAAUUAUGUCAUAAUGAAUUUUAUUAUCUAAA